Molecule: messenger RNA, 1224 nt
Organism: Chionomys nivalis (European snow vole)
Lineage: Eukaryota; Metazoa; Chordata; Mammalia; Rodentia; Cricetidae
Gene: Ubb
Product: ubiquitin B
Exons: 2
Coding region: 159-1076 (305 amino acids)
Biological process (GO): modification-dependent protein catabolic process; protein ubiquitination
Cellular component (GO): nucleus; cytoplasm
Molecular function (GO): protein tag activity; ubiquitin protein ligase binding
Source: RefSeq, a predicted model, not a curated record
AGCGUGAUGAGUGACGCAACAGACGCUGCAUAAAUAGUGGCUCGCGCGGCAGCGGCGCUCAGUGACGAGAGGCUUUGUGCGGUCCGGAGGUCUUCGCGUCCCGGUGUUUCUACGCGCUCGGCGUUUUCUCGUUUCAUCACAUUCGUUAACGGGUCAAAAUGCAAAUCUUCGUGAAGACCCUGACCGGCAAGACCAUCACCCUGGAGGUAGAGCCCAGUGACACCAUCGAGAACGUCAAGGCCAAGAUCCAGGACAAAGAGGGCAUCCCCCCUGACCAGCAGCGACUCAUCUUUGCUGGCAAGCAGCUGGAAGAUGGCCGCACUCUCUCCGAUUACAACAUCCAGAAAGAGUCCACUCUGCACCUGGUCCUCCGUCUCCGGGGUGGCAUGCAGAUCUUCGUGAAGACCCUGACCGGCAAGACCAUCACCCUGGAGGUAGAGCCCAGUGACACCAUCGAGAACGUGAAGGCCAAGAUCCAGGAUAAAGAGGGCAUCCCCCCUGACCAGCAGCGACUCAUCUUUGCCGGCAAGCAGCUGGAAGAUGGCCGCACUCUUUCUGAUUACAACAUCCAGAAAGAGUCCACCCUGCACCUGGUCCUCCGUCUCCGGGGUGGCAUGCAGAUCUUCGUGAAGACCCUGACCGGCAAGACCAUCACCCUGGAGGUAGAGCCCAGUGACACCAUCGAGAACGUCAAGGCCAAGAUCCAGGACAAAGAGGGCAUCCCCCCUGACCAGCAGCGACUCAUCUUUGCUGGCAAGCAGCUGGAAGAUGGCCGCACUCUCUCCGAUUACAACAUCCAGAAAGAGUCCACUCUGCACCUGGUCCUCCGUCUCCGGGGUGGCAUGCAGAUCUUCGUGAAGACCCUGACCGGCAAGACCAUCACCCUGGAGGUAGAGCCCAGUGACACCAUCGAGAACGUGAAGGCCAAGAUCCAGGAUAAAGAGGGCAUCCCCCCUGACCAGCAGCGACUCAUCUUUGCCGGCAAGCAGCUGGAAGAUGGCCGCACUCUUUCUGAUUACAACAUCCAGAAAGAGUCCACCCUGCACCUGGUCCUCCGUCUCAGGGGUGGCUAUUAAUUCUUCAGUCUGCAUUCCCAGUGGGCAAUGGUGGCAUUACUCUGCACUAUGGCCAUUUGUCCCAAUUUAAGUUUAGAAAAUACAAGUUUCAGUAAUAGCUGAACCUGUUAAAAAAUGUUAAUAAAGGUUUUGUUGCAUGGUAAGCAUA